GCGAGCGCGUCAUUGUUUUGAAGAUAGGAGGGACCGUGUUUUGGCGAAACGUCAGGGUGGUAGGAAGAGUCCAAACCGUGAAUGCGGCUAGAGAGCUGGGCAACUGCGGAAGGAGGCGAGGAAACGGCCCAACCGUAGCCAGUAUCCCCCUACCCGCCGCUAUCUGUGCGGCAAUCUAUGGACAGUGUAAGCCUACGGGGAUGCCACUGCAACGUUAAUCCUAUUCACAGCUAAAUCGGACCUAAAACAGACUCAACCAUGGCCACAGAUAGCUGUCUGUUUAUGUGGUCUGAUCAGUGUGUCUUUGUGUGUCCUCUCUCCUUCACAGUCACACCAGAGGCCAUCGGCUUCCUGUCUGCGGUAGGUGUCUUUGUGGUGUUUCUGGCCGUCCUCUUCCUCUUCAUCAAUAAGAAGCUGUGUUUCUCCCGCGUUGGGGGUCUGCCCUGUCUGGAGCAGCAUGGCCGCGGUAAACGCUCCCGCAGCAGGCCCGGAGUCCGCCAAGGGCUGGUGAACAGCUACGGGGAUGGUGAGGAUCAGUCCAGCUCAUCGGAUAGUGAGGACGAGAUAGUGAAGCAGUUUGAGAUCUCCGUGUCUCGCUCUCAGAGCCUCCGCUCUACAGGGCCCACCAGGGUUGUAGCCCAGGCUGCACCGGGAAAACGCCACAAGUUCACCCGCCUACUCUCUGACCAGGAGGAGGGCAGCACAGAGCCCUCAGACUGCGAAGACGUGGACGGAGACGUGAGCAGGCUGAGUUACCAGAACCCCCUAUCGUAUGGGGAUGAGAAGCGGGGCUCCCUGGGGUCCCAGGAAACGGCUGAGGGUCUGGACGGCCCACCACGGGAGGGCUCGCUGGACACAGGGGGAAGCCCGGCCCCCAACAUGAGUCGCCAGGCCACCGAGAGGAGCCUUGAGAUGGAGACAGCCGUGGACAACCAGGGUGAUGACAACAACGACCCCACAGACAGCGCCUCCACAUGGAGCCCAGAGCAGGAGCAUCCUCCUGUGGAGGAGGUCCUCUCUUGCCCCCCUAGCUCCACCUCACACCCCCCUAUCACCAAAUGUGGUGACCUCGAGGUCACCCUGGACUACAAGGCCGCCUCUCAGAAGCUGUUUGUUACCGUUGUGACCGCGCGGGACAUCCCAGACAAAGGGCGCAGUGGGAUGGACUCGUGGCAGGUGCACGUGGUCCUGCUCCCGGCAAAGAAGCAGCGCCAUAAAACCUCCGUCCAAAAGGGGUCCGUGCCUGAAUUCAAUGAGACCUUCCGCUUUUCACAUCUGGAGCCCUCGGAGCUGGGUGCCUCUGCCCUGCGCUUCCGCCUCUACGCCCUGGGGGGCCGGAUGUCCCGCGAGCGCAUGAUGGGGGAGAAGGUGGUCCGCCUUGGGGGGCUGAGCCCAGAGGGGGGAGAGAUGGAGACCAUGCUAGUGCUGGAGCCCCGCAGCAACAUGAAGAGUGUUGACUCUCAGGUCAGUCUAGUUGGGGUGUCCCAGAGUGACAGUGCAUCCUCCACCCAGUCUCUGACCCACGGGGGCGUCCCUGAGCUGCUGGUGGGCCUGUCCUACAACGCCACCACCGGACGCCUCUCUGUGGAGCUCAUCAAGGGAAGCCACUUCCGCAACCUGGCCAUCAACAGGCCGCCCGACACCUAUGGGAAGCUGACUCUGCUCAACUCGGUGGGCCAGGAGAUCUCCAGGUGUAAGACGUCAGUGCGGCGGGGGCAGCCCAACCCUGUCUACAAGGAGACCUUUGUGUUCCAGGUCGCCCUGUUCCAGCUGUCUGACGUCACCCUCAUGGUGUCCAUCUACAACCGCCGCAGCAUGAAGCGUAAGGAGAUGGUGGGCUGGCUCGCCCUGGGCCAGAACAGCAGCGGGGAGGAGGAGCAGCUGCACUGGCUGGACAUGAAGGAGUGUAAAGGCCAGCAGGUCUGUCGCUGGCACGUCCUCCUGGAAGCCUAGAAGCCAGGAUGGAGAGGAGAGGAGAGGACGGGAAGGAAUCCCCACCACUUACCCAGUCAUUAAGGGCCCAAUUCCGACUUAGGAAAUUACGCCUUUCUUACUCACUACUUUCCUACGCACUUCUCAGUAGUUGGUAUUCAGACUUACCUUAUGAAGGUGCGAACAGGGCUUUGCAGGCGUUCCCUUGCACGUGCUGAAUAAAUGUAAUUCAACCACUGAAAACCCUCGCACUUCCUGGCCAACAGAUUUUCAUUCAAUAGGGGUUUCAGUACAUUUAUCUUAAGCCAUCUCUUUAAAUACGGUCUACCUUGUAGUUUGAAUUUUGUCGAAAGACUCAAUAGAAUAUAUCGAGAAAACGGGUUCAGAAUAUUAGGGAUCAAUGAUAGGCCAUCUAAAUAUAUGCAUAUUCGUCUCUGUUUCAGCACCAAUUGGUUGAUUUAAAGAUACUCUGAUCUUGUAAAUAAUUUAGGUCUAGGAAAGUAUUUAUUAAUCAUAAAAAACAGGUUUAGAGAGCCUUUACACACAAAAGAAAGAAAACGGUGGUUUGAUUCAUUCUUAAAAUUGUUAACCCAUGGUAAUGUUGGAAGAUUAGUGUACAUAGAAUUAUAAUAGGGAGAAUAGUGUACAAUAGUAGGCUAUAACCUUGUCUAUUGCCUGCACUAUAAUGGAACUGUGUGAUGACACAGCCAAGUAUUGUGCCAUGCGACACUUACGGCUUGGUCUGCGCCCUGAUCCAUAAUGAUUUAAUUAGCCUACAUAUCUUUUUAAAAAUAUUAUCAACUGUUACUAAUGAUCCUCAGCAACAACCACACGGCCGUGACAGCAUUUACAGAGGAAGCAAAUGAAGGUAAACGAAACGAUGUCAUUAAAUGGAAUGAUAAUGUAGGCUAUACCAACUGAAGGGAACUAACAGUAAAUUGCCAGGAGAAUAUGUGUUGUUAUUAGGCCAUUUUUCUCCCCAAUUUUGUGGUAUCCAAUUGGUAGUUACAGUCUUGUCCCAUCGCUGCAACUCCCGUAC
Coregonus clupeaformis (lake whitefish) is the source of this 2971-nucleotide messenger RNA. RefSeq names its product synaptotagmin XVI (gene syt16). Lineage: Eukaryota; Metazoa; Chordata; Actinopteri; Salmoniformes; Salmonidae. The record is from RefSeq and is a predicted model, not a curated record. Bases 259 to 1953 code for a protein of 564 amino acids. The transcript is spliced from 7 exons.